Molecule: messenger RNA, 2160 nt
Organism: Neofelis nebulosa (Clouded leopard)
Lineage: Eukaryota; Metazoa; Chordata; Mammalia; Carnivora; Felidae
Gene: CBX1
Product: chromobox 1
Exons: 5
Coding region: 249-806 (185 amino acids)
Biological process (GO): negative regulation of transcription by RNA polymerase II; chromatin organization
Cellular component (GO): nucleus; pericentric heterochromatin
Molecular function (GO): chromatin binding
Source: RefSeq, a predicted model, not a curated record
UGUGGGCGGCGGGUAGCGCCGAGUGCGAGGCUCUUUUGUUCGUCCGAGGGGAGGGCCGUUGGCCGGGGCCUGCGGUACGCCGCUUCAGUGAGGGGCUCGACUGCGGCCACCGGCUUGUUGCUUUUCUGGGCGCCACUCCCCCGGCCGGCCCGACGCGACGCGCCAUUAGCGCGGCACCGAUUCCUCUCGGGCUCUUUGGCGCUGCUCUGAGCAGCGUCACCCUUUAGACCAGAAAGCUGGCGGGCACUAUGGGGAAGAAACAAAACAAGAAGAAAGUGGAGGAGGUGCUAGAAGAGGAGGAAGAGGAAUAUGUGGUGGAAAAAGUUCUUGACCGUCGAGUGGUAAAGGGCAAAGUGGAGUACCUCCUAAAGUGGAAGGGGUUCUCAGAUGAGGAUAACACGUGGGAGCCAGAAGAGAACCUGGAUUGCCCUGAUCUCAUUGCCGAAUUUCUACAGUCACAGAAAACAGCACAUGAGACAGAUAAAUCAGAGGGAGGCAAGCGCAAAGCUGACUCUGAUUCUGAAGAUAAGGGAGAGGAGAGCAAACCAAAGAAGAAGAAAGAAGAGUCAGAAAAGCCACGAGGCUUUGCCCGGGGUUUGGAGCCAGAGCGGAUUAUUGGAGCUACAGACUCCAGUGGAGAACUCAUGUUCCUGAUGAAAUGGAAAAAUUCUGAUGAGGCUGACCUAGUCCCUGCCAAGGAAGCCAAUGUCAAGUGCCCACAGGUGGUCAUAUCCUUCUAUGAGGAAAGGCUGACGUGGCAUUCUUACCCCUCGGAGGAUGAUGACAAAAAAGAUGACAAGAAUUAACUCUCCUGAGUACCAGCCCCUGUCACAUCUGACUGUGGGUUUCAAGUGGGGAGGGAAGGAAUUCUACUUGUCUUGGCACCAUAGAGGUGGCUUGAGAAGAUGUCCUUUGAAGAGCCAGUAUCGUUUCUGUGCCCUACAGCAGCCCAAGUGCUUUAAAGCCUUUCCAUGCUGUGUAGUUUGCACACCCAUCCCAGUGGAGGGGAAGGAGAAGUGUUGCAAGGCAGCCCAUUCUGUACUUUGCUGAGAAAGGCAAAGGGCCUUCCAUGAAGGACAGAACUUGCAGAAUGGGUGUGUGGGAAAGCAAAAGAUACUGUAGAUCUUCAAAGCGCAUCUCCACAACCCACAGCCUUCUUCCCAAUAGUGUUAACUCUGCAUUUUUACAGCGUAGCAUGUGUGUAGUUUUUGGCUAUUACUGGUGUAUUAUUUGGGGGUGGGAGGGUCGGGGGUGGGAAGGAACGGAGAUGGGUAGGAUCAUUUUUGUUAAAAUUUGGGGCCUGAUUGGGGAAAUGGUGAAACAAUGGAAAGAACAAACUUGUGGUGAUUCGGUUCUGUGUCCAGAAUAUUUUAUCUUUUCAAAAAGGUCAUUGGCAACCUAAAUGAGGACUGUGAGAGACUUCAAAAGCUGUGAAUGCCUGAAACUUAUAAGCCAAGGUGUUCCCUGCCUGAGCUUAAUGCUGUUCCCAGCAGAGGACUAAGCCAGUUAAUAAAUUACCAAAGCUGCCAUUUUGGGGAAGGAAACUGGUUGAAAAGGGAAGGUCUUUUUGGAGCGUAUGCAGAGGCAGAUGGUUCUGUUUUAGAGGUGCUAAUUCUUGAAAUUGAUAAGACCCUUUAUUUUCCAAUUAUGAAGUUUUAAACGUCAGCUUGUCCAUCCAAGCCACUGGCUGAGGUAUUUGGGGAAGGGAAGAGGGUGGCAUAGAAGGUGAGAGAGUAGAAAAAGACAAGGGCCCACGCUCUUAGGGUGGAAAACUCUUGGAGCCUGUUAUUUGAACUUUGAACUCUGAAAUCAUUGGUGGCAGGGUUCAGUCACUGACAGCACAAGUUCACUGAAUCACUUACAGAGUUGAGUGAUUGCAAAAGCCCUGGUCUCAGGAGAAGAUUAAACUUUCAUACUGGGGCAGUGGUUCACUUUAAAACCCAAAACAAAAAGUUUUUUUAAUCCUAAGAAUUAACUAAUACCCAAAAUGCUGUCUUGAAUCAAGAGAUACAUCAGUUCUUGACAUCGUCUAGACCUGUAUCUAGAACUCCAUUGUAAAAUCUUUUUAGGCAUGUGUUAGGUUUCUGUGAAAACUUUGUUUAAAUGUAAACUUCAUAUCACAUUGUCAGUUUUUGUCUUAAUAAAACUAUAGAUUUAUAA